AUGAAAAAACCAACAAUUUUUACUCAAAACAAAAACUUGAAAAGACGAGAUAUAAUCUUGAUGGAGAUUGAGAGGUCUGUGGCAUUUAUAUACCCUGAAAACUCCAUUUCCGGAGAUGAAACUACAGUUGGUGGGGAGCCACCAAAGUCGAAAAUGAAUUUGAAAGAGAUAUUAAUGUUCCCAUUGAUCCUCAUCUACUUUCCUCUCUUCUUUCUCCAAAAGAAUGACGAGAACACACUCAACGACUUCAAAAAAGCUUUGAUACCUUUUUGUAUGAUCUCAUCAUGUCGGAUCAUCGUGGAGUAUAUCAUCCUCCGGCCUUUAUUCAAUAAAGUCCUCCCCUUCGACAUUCCGAAAAAGAAAAGACGCGAACGCGGGCACUUACUGUCUAACGCCCUGUUCGACACGACCGUCAACUUUUUGUUAAUCCCAUUCAGCCUUCACGUCUUUUCUCUCGAAGACUGGUUCCCUAUCCAACUCUUUGGCAAACAAUUUGCGCCAAAGUUGUUCUUCCAAAACUUCCCAAACGUAACAUACUCACCAACGUUCAUCUUUUUCAUUUGUUUCCAGUUGGGGCAUUGCACGCACAGUUUAGUCUUCCAAUUUGUGACGUCGUUCACAAAAUAUCAAGACGUGUCGUACCAUUUAUUAAAGUCGAUAUUUCUAACAUAUUCCGUGUUAAUCAAUUAUGGGAGGGUUGCCGUGGUUUUCAUUCUCCUUUUAGACAUAUUGGAGGUGGUCAAGAAUAUUCAAUUUUGCGUUGAAAACGCGUCGUCGAGGAUUGUGGUAUUCUUAACACUAAUUCUGGCGGGUGUAGUACUCCGCGUUGUGUAUGUCUUCCCAUUCUGCGUGAUCUAUCCCAUCGUCAAAAAUAUCACACUGGUAGUGGACAAGUUCACACUCUAUUCCGAUGUCAAAAAUUUGUUUAUCGUUCUGACGACUAUGCUUGUACUGCUCGGUACAACACUCUAUGACGUUGUCGAGCACUUCGUCAACAUGUACACAUUAUUCAAAUCGAAUCAUAUUAUUUGUUUCUUGUUGUCUCCUCUCGACGUACUUCUGUCACUAACGGUAUAA
Entamoeba invadens IP1 is the source of this 1077-nucleotide messenger RNA. RefSeq lists its product as hypothetical. Bases 1 to 1077 code for a protein of 358 amino acids. The transcript is spliced from 2 exons. NCBI's taxonomy places the organism in Eukaryota, Evosea, Mastigamoebida, Endamoebidae. The record is from RefSeq and is a predicted model, not a curated record.